AGCAGGGACGAGCUUUCGGGGAACGGGCAGGGGGCGGGCUUUGGCCGAGGUCUCACGGCGACUGCGCGGACGGGAGCCCGGCUGGAACAUGGCGACUUGCGCUGAAAUCCUGCGGAGCGAGUUCCCCGAAAUUGACGGACAGGUUUUCGACUACGUGACGGGCGUCUUGCACAGCGGGAGCGCAGACUUCGAGUCUGUGGAUGACCUAGUGGAAGCUGUGGGGGAACUGCUGCAAGAAGUGUCCGGGGACAGCAAGGAUGACGCGGGCAUCAGGGCCGUGUGCCAGCGCAUGUACAACACUCUGCGCCUGGCUGAGCCACAGAGCCAGGGAAACAGCCAGGUGCUACUAGACGCCCCCAUCCAGUUGUCAAAGAUAACAGAAAACUACGACUCUGGCGCCAAGCUCCCAGGACUGCUAAAGAGGGAACAGUUCUCGACAGUGAACGCAAAGAAGCUAGAGAAGGCUGAGGCUCGACUGAAGGCAAAGCAGGAGAAGCGCUCAGAGAAGGACACACUCAAGACCAGCAACCCUCUAGUCUUGGAAGAGGCAUCAGCCAGCCAGGCAGGCAGCAGAAAGGAGAGUCGGUUGGAAUCAUCUGGCAAGAACAAAUCCUAUGAUGUGCGAAUUGAGAACUUUGAUGUGUCUUUUGGCGAUAGGGUACUGCUGACUGGUGCAGAUGUGAACCUGGCAUGGGGCCGCCGCUAUGGGCUGGUCGGUCGGAAUGGGCUGGGGAAGACGACACUGCUAAAGAUGCUGGCUACCCGGAGCCUGCGGGUCCCAGCCCACAUUUCCCUGCUGCAUGUAGAGCAGGAGGUUGCUGGAGAUGACACCCCUGCCCUGCAGAGUGUGCUGGAGAGUGACACUGUGCGAGAGGACCUCCUGCGGCGGGAACGGGAGCUCAGCGCCCAGAUUGCUGCUGGCAGGGCUGAGGGCUCAGAAGCUGCACAGCUGGCAGAAAUCUAUGCCAAGUUGGAGGAGAUUGAGGCUGACAAGGCACCUGCCAGGGCAUCAGUCAUUCUUGCUGGGCUUGGCUUUACUCCUAAAAUGCAGCAGCAGCCCACCCGGGAGUUCUCAGGUGGCUGGAGGAUGAGACUGGCCCUGGCCCGGGCCCUGUUUGCCAGGCCAGAUCUUCUGCUGUUAGACGAACCCACAAACAUGCUGGAUGUAAGGGCCAUCCUGUGGCUGGAGAAUUACCUGCAGACGUGGCCCUCCACAAUCCUGGUCGUCUCCCACGACCGCAACUUCCUGAAUGCCAUAGCCACAGACAUCAUCCACCUGCAUAGCCAGCGGCUAGAUGGUUACCGGGGAGACUUUGAGACCUUCAUCAAGAGCAAGCAGGAGCGGCUGCUCAACCAGCAGCGUGAAUAUGAGGCCCAGCAGCAGUAUCGCCAGCAUAUCCAGGUUUUCAUUGACCGGUUUCGCUACAAUGCCAACAGAGCCUCUCAAGUGCAGAGUAAACUCAAGAUGCUGGAGAAGCUGCCUGAGCUGAAACCCGUGGACAAAGAGUUGGAGGUCGUGAUGAAGUUCCCUGAUGGCUUUGAGAAGUUCUCACCACCAAUUCUCCAACUAGAUGAGGUGGAUUUCUACUAUGACCCUAAGCACGUCAUCUUCAGCCGUCUCUCAGUCUCCGCUGAUCUUGAGUCCCGCAUCUGUGUGGUUGGGGAGAAUGGGGCUGGGAAGUCUACCAUGCUGAAGCUGCUUAUGGGGGACCUGGCACCUGUUCGAGGCAUCAGACAUGCUCACAGGAAUCUGAAGAUUGGCUAUUUCAGCCAGCACCAUGUGGAGCAGCUGGACCUGAAUGUCAGUGCUGUGGAAUUGCUGGCACGCAAGUUUCCUGGACGGCCUGAGGAGGAGUAUCGUCACCAGCUGGGCCGGUACGGCAUCUCUGGAGAACUGGCUGUGCGCCCUGUUGCCAGCUUGUCUGGGGGCCAGAAGAGCCGGGUAGCCUUUGCUCAGAUGACCAUGCCCUGUCCCAACUUCUACAUUCUGGAUGAACCCACAAACCACCUGGAUAUGGAGACAAUUGAGGCUCUGGGCCGUGCUCUCAACAAUUUCAGGGGUGGUGUGAUUCUGGUUUCCCAUGAUGAGCGCUUCAUCCGUCUGGUGUGCCGGGAGUUGUGGGUAUGCGAAAAAGGCGGCGUCACCCGGGUCGAGGGUGGAUUUGACCAGUACCGUGCGCUUCUCCAGGAACAGUUCCGCCGUGAGGGCUUCCUCUAGGGACACCAGCUGAGGACUCUGCCCAGGACAUGGACUGGUCUCUCAGACCCCUGGGCCACUACGUAGGCAACCAUCUCCAGGCCAUGGACUUCCCCUGACUUUGGGGACAGCCUUAUUUCCAAAUCUCUCCUUUUGACUGGAGCAUCUUCUGCACAACCCAGGGAGCCCCUGUAAGAGUCUGUGAGGACUGGUCUUCCAAGGGGAAGGGGUGGGGGGUGCCCUCUGGGGUUAUAGAUUUCCCCUACUGGCUCAGCUCUGACUGGGCCCUGAGUGGCUGCUAUGUAAAUUAAACCUCCCGCUGCAUCUCCCAUGUCUCAUCUCUGCUACUCCCUGGCAGGGCUACAGUGUUUGCCCACUGUUCAGGAGUGUGGGCUCCUCACUUGGUGUUUUCCUGUGACGCUUGUAUCAGUCACAUGGAGGCAACUAUGGCAGCACCAGCCUUGUCCCUGGAAGGAGACAUCAUUAAAGCUGCUGGGGCUCAGAGGUCACCUGCCUGACCUUG
This is a messenger RNA of Equus caballus (horse), 2720 nucleotides long. RefSeq names its product ATP binding cassette subfamily F member 3 (gene ABCF3). Gene Ontology annotation, molecular function: ATP hydrolysis activity; ATP binding. The record is from RefSeq and is a predicted model, not a curated record. Lineage: Eukaryota; Metazoa; Chordata; Mammalia; Perissodactyla; Equidae.